Molecule: messenger RNA, 823 nt
Organism: Astrephomene gubernaculifera
Lineage: Eukaryota; Viridiplantae; Chlorophyta; Chlorophyceae; Chlamydomonadales; Astrephomenaceae
Source: the annotation of a GenBank genome assembly
GGCCUUCCACACCCACUUUUUACAAAGGGCGCCACAGUGCACUGUAAUUACUGUCAUUGCGGCAAUACGAGUUGUCUAAUAUUCCUCAUAGAGCGACGCCUUUUUUAACUGAACCCAAAGUAAAAAGGCUUCAAGGAUGGGCAACCCAAACAUCACCCAAGAGUUGGAGCGAACGAAAAUCGACCUAAGCCAUCAAGAGAUGGAUCGGUUAGUAACGGAGCUGGAGAACAUCUGGGCGGCUUUUACGGUCAACGACGAAGGGCCAAGCGGAAUCGAAUGGCUGCCGGUGCAAGGCAUCGCUGAAGCGCUGCGGGAGGACUUGGGCUAUGAAGACAUGGCAGAGUUCGAGGAUGCGCUGGGCGGCUCCUUCGGCGACUUCCUGGACAAGCUGCCCCGCGUGGUGAAGAAGGAGCAGGAGGGGCGCGUGUACUUCCAGAUCACCCCCGAGCCCCCCCGCGACCAGUGGCGCGCCACCCGCCUCACGCUCACCGUGCAGAGCCGCGCAGACCUGUGGCGUGUGUGCCUCAAGUCGCCGCACGCGCGGGUGGAGAUACCCGAGCUGGAGUUCGAGAUAUCCGCAGAUGGCAAGAAGCACGUGGACUCCAUUUACAACCACAUAGCGCAGUCCGUGUUUAACUUGGGCAACUACGUGAGCAGCAGCCGCGGCUCCCUCCCGCCCGACACCGCCACCCGCAUCAUGGAGACGGUGGAGGCGCUCAACGUGCUGCUGGACGUGGAGAAGCCCUGGACCUGGGUGGUGCACGACCCGUCGGGCACGUCGGAGCUGAAGCCGGCGGAGGGGGUGCUGGUGGAUGAGGUGUGA